Kalmanozyma brasiliensis GHG001 is the source of this 1506-nucleotide messenger RNA. RefSeq names its product Mandelate racemase/muconate lactonizing enzyme, C-terminal. Bases 1 to 1506 code for a protein of 501 amino acids. Gene Ontology annotation, biological process: carbohydrate catabolic process; amino acid catabolic process. The record is from RefSeq and is a predicted model, not a curated record. The transcript is spliced from 2 exons. Gene Ontology annotation, molecular function: hydro-lyase activity; magnesium ion binding. Lineage: Eukaryota; Fungi; Basidiomycota; Ustilaginomycetes; Ustilaginales.
AUGACGCAGUCCUCGCCUCUGAUCGUCUCGUCGUACUCGAUCCACGAUGUGCGCUUUCCCACCUCGCUGACCGGCGACGGCACCGACGCCAUGAACAAGAGCUGCGACUACUCGGCUGCCUACCUCAUCCUCUACACAAGUCCCAAAGAUGGCGCCGAGAUCGUUUCGUAUCGCGGCCGCGAGAGCGAGGCCAUCAACGCCCCCGUUAAGGAAGACGCUUCUCUCCGUGGGUUUGGCAUGACCUUCACCAUCGGCCGUGGUAACGAGAUUUGCUGUCAAGCCAUCGCCUCGAUCGUCGAGGACCUGCUACUCGGCCGUGAGAUCGAGCCGCUCUUCGCCGACAUGGGUGCCACCUGGAACCUCAUGGUCUCAGACCCCCAACUGCGCUGGAUUGGUCCCGAAAAGGGUGUCAUCCACCUCGCCACUGCCGCGGUCAUCAAUGCCAUCUGGGACCUCUACGCGCGCUCUCGCAGCAAGCCGCUGUGGAAGCUCGUCUGCGACAUGUCGCCCGAAGAGCUGGUCAAGUGCAUUCCCUUCCGCUACAUCACGGAUGCCAUCACGCCCGCUGAGGCGCUCAAGAUCCUCCAGGACGCCUCCAAGGGCAAGGCGGACCGAGAGGCCGAGAUGGUGGCCAACGGCUACAAGGCGUACACGACCUCUGCCGGUUGGUCCGGCUACGACGAUGCCAAGGUGGGUCGUCUCACCCGCUCCGCCCUUGAACAGGGCUUCAACCACUUCAAGCUCAAGGUGGGCUCGGACGUGCAGGAUGACAUCCGUCGAUUGUCGUUGAUGCGUUCCAUCGUGGACGAUCCCAAGGAGAUGCCGGCGGGUCGCAAGCAGCCUUCGCCCGGAAGUUUGGCCGGCAAGAACGCAGGCCCCACGGGUUGCGUCGUCAUGGUGGACGCAAACCAGGUGUGGGACGUCCAAGAGGCCAUCGACUACAUGGAGAAGCUCGCCCACCUUCGUCCUUGGUUUAUUGAAGAGCCGACUGCUCCAGAUGACGUCCUCGGCCACGCAGCGAUUCGAAAGGGAAUCAAGCACCUCGGUAUCGGCGUCGCCACCGGAGAACACGCGCAUAAUCGCAUGACCUUCAAGCAGCUCCUCCAGGCGGAUGCGAUCGAUGUUGUGCAGAUCGACUCGUGCCGUCUCGCCGGUGUCAACGAGAUCCUGGCCGUCCUUUUGAUGAGCAAAAAGCACGGAAAGAUUGUCUGCCCUCACGCCGGCGGUGUCGGACUUUGCGAGUAUGUGGUGCAUCUGAGUCUCAUCGACUACAUCUGCAUCAGCGGCGAGAACGAGCGCAACGUGCUCGAGUGGGUCGACCAUCUGCACGAGCACUUCGUCUACCCUGUCAGCAUCAACGGCGCUGGCUGCUACAACACACCGAUGGACCCUCAGGGCGGCUACAGCAUCGAGAUGCUCAAGGGCUCGAUCGAGGAUUACUCCUUCCCCCACGGCUCCUACUGGAAGAACGGAACUGCACGCACUGCACCUCCUUCGGGACACUAG